Molecule: messenger RNA, 9195 nt
Organism: Vespula pensylvanica (western yellowjacket)
Lineage: Eukaryota; Metazoa; Arthropoda; Insecta; Hymenoptera; Vespidae
Product: mucin-6
Exons: 10
Coding region: 1447-8487 (2346 amino acids)
Source: RefSeq, a predicted model, not a curated record
UUUCGUCUAUGUGUUCGUUCCGGCCUAAUGGAUCGCAUACACAUACAUACACAUAGAAAUUUGUACCGAUUUUUCUGACUAGCGUUAGUGAAAGGGAAGGAUACUUCCAAUCUUCAAGACCCAGAUACUUGAGAACUCUCCUUUAUACCCUUUAUUUGUAUAUUCAGUUUCCCAUAUAUCCUCACCGUACAAUUUCCAUUAUUUUUGAUGGACCAUUUAAUGGCUACUCGAAGAAUCCAUUCUCUCGAUAAGUUUAAACAUCGUCAGCUUUCAGCAUAAGAUCGUAAAUCACAUCGUCUGUAAACGCUAAGAAGCUAUUCCCUUUAGCGUACUUAAGUAGGUACACAUUUUACGUUAGUACGUCGUGAGACGUUCGUCGAAAGGUCGACGACCCUUUUGGUUGGACCCCCAUCACUUGAGUACCCUUUCGAGAAGUCGCGUAAGAUGACGUUCAAACGUAAGAAAAAACAAAAAAGGGAAAGAUUCUCUGUAACGUUUCAACAACCUGGGUUAACUUUCCAUGUUCGCGUGUUGUCCAUAAAACGAAAAAGAAAAGAAAAAAAGAAAAGAAAAAAAGAAGAAAGAAGAAAAAUAAAAAGAAGAAAGAGAAAAAAGAAUCUCCUCUCGAUAGUGUGCUCGGUACAUUAACUAUGCCGUCGUUAAUUAGUUAUGCUGUUACUCGGAUAGAAAGGAGUCUAUCAAUAAACAAUCUAUGUUUUCACGAGAAUCCAUUAUGGUCCAUUAAUAAACAAAAAAGAUUAGAAUGAUAAUUUCAAGGGGUUUAGAAUUAGAAAGGCAAGAACAUAAUCGAGUAGCAAGUAAAGUGUAUCUAAUAAAACGAUUCCAGAUGGCAGGUACCAGAUAAGAUCAAAGUGGGCAAGGUCAUCGUGAUCGGUCCAAGAUACGUAAAUACGAUCGAUUCCUUUCGAUCUUCGGGAAAUGCCCCGAAGUGUAUUUCCAGGAUCUCGUUCCGUCUGGCCAAUCGAAGGAGAGGCUUUCUCUUGGAUCACGUUUCGUCUACAUCGCAUCGGGUACACGCUUUAUGGCAAAGCUUGUCUUUCUUUGGAGGGGAGUCUAUAUAGACUCUCCAUUACGAUGGAGCCCCUUCAAACUGUUCGCGCUUCUAAGACCGUACGCGUAUUCUCGAGUUGGACACCUUCUCGCGUGUGCCCACCUGCGUUUGUCUACGAUUUUUGUUUUGGGGGGAAAAAAUUAGACAAUAGCAAAAAAUUUAUAUAUGUAUACGUAUAUGUAUAUGUAUACGUAUAGGAAAUGCAAGAACGUUCGUGGUGCAGUGUUAUAGAGUGUCAUCUAUAUCCUCAGUAAUAAAUAAUAUCAAUUAUUAGAAACUAUUUGCUUUUUAUUGUAACGAAAGGAAUAGAGAAAGGAGAAGUGAGGGGGUGAAACAACAGUGUCGCGACAACUUCUUCAAAGUCACCCUGCACAAUGAUCGUGCGGAGGUGCUGGUCGUUGAUACUACUAUCCACUGGUCUGAUUCUAUGCGUAAGAAUUGGUGGUAUCAGCGGUGAACGAUGGUCACGACAAGUAUCGAACAACGAUUGGAUUCCAUUGGCCAAUCCAAGAAGUAGUUCGAAUCAAAUUAGAACGAGUAACGUUGGAAAUGGACCGAUUUCAUCGGGAAGUUCUACUAUACCGCAUCUUCCAUCUCUUUCCUUACCGCCAGCACUUCAAGAACAAUAUCAGCAACAACUUUUGCAGUUGCAAAAGACUCAAGAGAAUAUUCAAAAGUUGCUGAUUUUGCAGGAACAGCUCAGGGCACAGCAACAGCUAUUACAGUCUCAAACGUUUCUACCGAGUGGUUUCGGUAGCCCAGAGAAUGAGAAGCGCAUGCUGCAGCAAAAUACGAUACCACAUUUGCAAAGUGUAUCGGGUUUAAGUUCGGACGUGCUGGUACCACCACUACCCUCCUCCGACGCUCUUCCACCCAUUUAUUCUGCUCAAAACUUCCUGUCGCAAGGACCACAGCGGUUUCAUCAACCAGUAAAGGGUAAUCAGAAUUUAAACGUUAAAACCGAAGAAUUUGGAAACUUGCAUAAUAGCAAAAGUCAAGUCUAUAGCGAUGGUCGUGAGGAUGGAUUGAGAGAAGGACAAAGUCCGGAUCAAUUGAGCCAAGUAGAUGAUAUUCGUGAAAACGUUAAAGAUUUCGUUGGAAAGCAAGAAAAAUAUCGGCCAUCUGGAAAACAAGCGAAAGGUCAAACGGCACAUGGUAUUUCGGGCUUACCUGAAAAUGUAGAGAAUGAAAAUGAGGAGGUCCAACUAGUUUACGUUCCUCUAGAAACUCUAGCUCAACAAAGAGGUCAACCCAAGAGAUUACGAGGACAAAAGCAAUAUCCUUUCCGUCAGCAACAGCCGCAGCAGCAGCAGCAGCAGCAGCAGCAGCAGCAAUAUCGAAUAAACGAUGGCGUUGAGCAAACAACAAAAGAGCCAGAUACUUUCGCUCGAGAUUUGUUGGACCAGUUGGAGUUCGUGAAGGAGGAAAGAUCUAAGGAGGUCACUCGAAUGGAAGAUGUGAAGAAAGCGUUGGAGAGGAAGGCUCAGCUCGAGCAAGAGAUUCUACAGAAGGAGCAGGAAUUGGCAAGACAGAGAGAAGAGGAAAGAAGAAGAAAAGAAUUGGAAAAACUUGAGGAAAUAGCGAAGCAACGAGAACUCGAAAGACUUCGAGAGGCGAGAGAAAAGCAGAGAUUGGAAGAGCUCGAGAGACGAAGAAUCGCGGAAGCUCGUGCGAAGGAAGAAAGACGUCGACAAGAGGAAGAAGCUAGGCAAAGAGAGAACGAAAGGUUAGCUGCGUUGGAAAAACAAAAACAAUUGGAGAUACAACGUGCCUUGGAGGAACAAAGAAAAUUAGAAGAACAAAGACAGGAGGAAACGAGCACGGUUCCUCCAAACGUCAAUCAAAAUCAGCCGGACACUCAAGCGCUUUCUUUGGUACGUAACAAACAGUUACAACGACAACAUCUCACGGACAACUCGAAUAAGGUAAAACAUAGAUAUCGCGUUAGACAACCACGUCCAAGAAUCAAUCAGCAACUACCGACUACAACUCCACCACCAUCACCCAACCAACCUCCCCUUUCCGUUUACAUGGGCGGUGAUAGCACGGCACCAGACAGAGUAAAAAUUUCGGAUGUUUUGAGGAUCCUCAAAGACGCAAAAACGAUCGCAGUUUUGGACACGGUUGUACCUAACACGCCCAAAGUCUUCGUAGGACCAACAAAUCUAGAUCCACCGCCUGGUUAUACGAAGUUUGAUCUCCCGUACUUAUCGUCGAUCGACCAUAAUCGAGUUGAAAGAAAGGUCGACAAGUUGCCUUUCUUCGUGGCACCACUUAGCUUCGAUCCACCACCAGGAUAUUCUAAAAUCCCAUUCCCAGCUCCUCAUAUCGGAUCCGUCGUCGUGAACACGAUCGAUGCUUCACCUCCUGAACCCGAUACACCAGAAAUUAUUCAUAAUCUUAACCCGACACCUCUUAUAGAACCAAACUCUUAUAUCGAUGGCACUGGAAGUGAUUUGGGUCGAAUAGAUCCCACCACUCUGGGCUAUGAACAUUCAACCACUGCUGGUUACACUCAAGAAUUAUCGAGUACACCAAAAUACGAUACUUCGUAUUCCACGGUAUCAACACCUGGUGGUUCUAGAUUCCGAUUUAGGCAAUCCUACGGGGAUAAUAAUCCUCCUUCCGUAAUCGACACUAUUUACCAAGGUGAGCCAUCACUCCCGAUCGGAAAAGCCAAACAAAAGGUAUAUUACAAUGAAGAUUCUAGACCUGCAGUUUCUACUUUGGCACAUGACGCUAGAUUGGGUACUACUGCGACUACUUAUCAAGAGGAAGCAGUUUAUUCGAGUACACCGAAUAAUCCAGAACAAUCGUCGAGGACAUUGGAUGAUCCUUCGACGAAAGAACAAGAUUUAGCCGCACAAUUAGCACUGAUUAAUCACGAACUUGCCCAGCAAAGAAAUGCCAACAACAACAAUAACAAUAAUAACAAUAAAGAUUCUUUUGCCGAACAUCGUAAUACGUACACGCAAUCGGAUCCUCAUCUGAUCGGUUCGUUCCAAUCUCUACUUUCCUCGAAUGAUGCUAACGAUGUAAGAGGACCUGUUGGUCCAACGCAAUAUAAUUUACCUGCCGAGUUACCGAUUUCACCCCAUUUACCUGGCUUGGUUAAUUCUUUGCUUGAGAAGCAAACAACGAUUCCUACCACUACAACAACAGAAAUUGUAACAACACCAGCGAUUAUAAAGACUACGACUACGACUACCACAGCUAGGCCACCUUCGACCACUUACAGGCCACGAUCGCGUCAUCGAAGUAGGAUAGUACCCACACGGCCUCCAACCACUACAACACCUACGACUCCUGGUACUAGAACGUCCGAUAGAUCUAGAAGACCUUACAGUAGAACAAGAAGUGGAUCCAGGUACACAACGACUACCGAAUCAUAUAACGAUUCACCGGUUUACGAACCUACCAAGUCCAAACAUUCCGGAACUACGCAGAAAUAUAACUACGUAGAUCAUAAUAAAAGACCAAGAGGUCCGAAACACAGGAAUAACGAUAAGACGGCUUAUCAAUCCGAGGCCUACGAUCAAAAUUACAAUAUUCAAGCUCAUCAAGCUGCAAUUUACGAGCAUACUGCUCCCGACGGAUCGAUCACGUCCUCGCCGACGGAUCCAUAUUCGCAAUCAGGCACUCCCUCGCAUAAUUCUAAACAACAAGAGUCAAGUAUACCCACGUCGAAUUUAAACGCUUUCUCUCAAGAGAAUUAUCCAUCGACCAGUAUCAGCUCUACUGAGAAUUAUCCACCUCCCCGUGAAACUACUCCGAAUUACAAUACGCCAGUUGCAAUGGAAGACUAUUCGAAGGGACAAAAUUAUCCUCAGAAUUAUCCCCAAGAAGCUAACUAUCCUACCGCCUAUGGAAGUCAACUAGGUGACUUGGAUCAAUCCGUUCUUGAGAAAGCGCCGAUCAAUGGAUUUAAUUACCAAGCACAGAACAGCGAGACUCGUAAUCAGCCGACCGUUCAGAAAUCUAAGGACUAUACCGCUUAUUACGCCGAGAAACUCGAGAAUACAGACUUUGCUUUAAGCGGUACUUCGGAAAAUCCAAGAAGUAAGAUCGAUGAGACAGCCCAACAAUAUUCUCCUCCGUACGACGUAGCACCGGUUCAAUCGCACUUGAAUUAUCCUCCAACCGGUGAGCAUGGUAACUUUGGCCAAGUAGAAGACAGAAAGGUAGAUGGAAGUAGCGUUGUAGCGGAUCCAAACGAAGAACCUAUUUUCAUCCCGCUUCCACCAGAGAAACAAGAAGUUUACGAUUUGUUAGCGCCACCGACGGAAGAACCAUUAACCACGAUGACAACGCAAAUCAGUACGACAACGGAAGCAACUCCAGUUGUAAUACGACAACGUGUUCGUGGUCGUGUUGGUACCCGAACGCAUUCCGAUUCGGUCGUGCAAACUCGUCCAAGAGGUUCGCAAGACGAAUUCGUGCGUUUCAGCGCUGUCAAUCAUCAAGAUUCUUCACGACCUUCCGGUCAUCGUCACAGAACGAAAUCGAGAUCGCGACCACAAAGCCAAGUUAAAACGAGUGGUUACGAGUAUGUGAAGAUUCAGGCUGGUUCGCAAAGACAAAGGUCUCUUGUACAACAAACCACGCCGUCCGCGACAACGACCACGACAACAACAACAACAACUACAACAACCACCCCGAGGACUACGACCACCACGUCUACCGAACAACCCUUGGAAGAAGAUAUCGAUUAUGGCUUUAUAAGACCUCCUAGCUUCCGACCAGUGCAUCCGGUGGACAAUCGAUUCCAUGCACCACCUGUUACUUUCAAGCCAAUACUGCCGCAAAUAAACAAUUUACCCAUACAACAACAACCUUCUGGCAGUGCUCAAGAGACCGAGGUAGAGUACAAUCCACCUCCAAAUCUAUCUUUGAAGAAUCGUCCAAAGUAUCACACAACGAAUCGACGACCGUCGAUUAAAUCAACGAUUCUACCAAUUACGACUCCAAUUACUACGACCACAACGGAAAAUAUACCACCGGCAACAAUAAAUCCUGAUAAUUCUGUGUACACAGUAAGACCAAAUUAUAAACCAGAAGACAUAAAACAGAGUAGAACUCGUAGCAGGACUCGUCGACCUGGUAGAAAACGUGUUACGACGACCAGCACAACGGAGUCCAGUUACGAUGUGAAUAACGAAGUACCAUUGGAAGGAAAUUAUCCACGUAUACUUCCACCACUUCCGGAAGCAGUGGGAGAGCAGCAGACUCUUUACGAUGAAAAUUUCGAAAGCCUAUCCCAAUUUGGCGAAGCUUAUAAUCAACCGGAUCAAUCUUAUAAAUCAGUUACGGAAAACUAUCCAUCGCAGGAUUUCGUAUUGAAUUUUGGAGCGGUAGCUCCUCAAACGCAAGUACAACAAGAGGAAUAUGAUCAAACACAAUUGGGUAGUAACUCUCCUCAUAAAUACAGUCAUUCAACGCAUUUAAAAUCAACGACGUUGAGUGACACACAUUUAAUGCCUGCUGAUAUCUAUGGUGCCGAGAGUCAAUGGUCUACGAAGUUAUCUCGAACCUCUUUUCAACCGAGUUUCGCAGCUAAUUAUGCUACCGGUGGAUUCAACGAAGCACGUACGAAACAGGAGAACGUUAGAGAAGUCGCUGAUAUUAUAACGGUUCGUCCAGAGAAUUCGUUGACGUUUGUAGUUUCCUCGGAAUUGGAGAAUAGCGAUGAAAUGAAAUUGGUGAGGAACGAGGAAGAGUCCAUGGUAAGGGCCACUACGGUAUUCGGACAAAAAAUGACGAUGCGCGAUCAAACGGAAAGUCCGAUGAAACGUCAGCAAAAAGUAAGUUCGUUGGAGAAUUACGAUGGUGAGAGAUGGCGAUCGAAGGAAGAAGAUUUAUCGAAAGAAUCGACGGAGAAGGAAGACGAUGAAAAAAUACCAAAGAAAACUAGCGAUCCUGUUGCAGUCAGAAAGACUAACAGAAGGAAAAGAGUACGAGUUCGUGUAAGACCAAUUAUCGAUGAUUUUGUGACGGCCGAGUCUCAACAUAUCAACGCUGCCGUUAACAGUCUAACGCAGGAUCAAUACAAGUAUAAUCCGAUUCGCCAGACAAAGUCUACCGUGGACAAGUCAAGUAUUACGAGAUCACCCGAUGACGGAACGCGACGAUCCGUGUUAGAAGAUUUUCUAAAAGAAAUAUUGAAAACCGAUGACGAUUCCUUACCUGUUCUGGCGACAUCAACUAGUACGGUAUUACCUUUAAACGUUUGGUUAACAUCAACGCCAAUGACAUCUCCGAUCGAAGAUGAAGAAAUAACGAAUUAUAAAUUUUUACGUACUACAACCAGUACACCUACGAUUAUGCCCGAGGAAUUAGAAAGAACACUUGACCCCGAAGAAAAUCUAAAAACCACCACUCAGUAUUACGGUACACGUAUCAAUCCCAAAGAUUCGAUCACGAAGGAGUCUACAGAGAACAUCAAAAUUCCGACAACUCAAGAAACUGGACUAACCACUACCGAUUUCAGUAAUUCCCAAACGACUCUAAACGAUCUAAAUUUCGUCGAUACCUCUUCAGAAACUACACCGAUCAUAGAAAAAUCUGAAACAACGACGAUUAAAUCGAUCGAUACUACGACGGAAAAUUUGUCCAUCGUUGAAAGUACAAAGACCGAGAAGUCAAAGGACAACGACGAUAUUUUCUAUCCGAAGAAUCACCGAGCUAAAUGGAGCGAGGUGAGAUAUCCAUCGGAUCCUUCGAUAGCCUUGAAUCAUUCGGUCUUUUCCACUUGGAAUUACGAUAAGAACGGGAAAACAAAUGAUUGGAAUACAGUUUCGAAAAAGGAUAUAGGGAAUAAAGAAGGCAACGAUACCGAAGUUGAAAUUCUCUCGGAUUACGUUCAGAAUGUAUUCGACGAUUUGAAGGAAAACAGAGAAAAUAAGGAGAGGUCCGAUGAGAGAUCCAUGAACAACGAGAAAAAUAAUAAGAUCGGUUCCUCGGAGAAUUCAAGCGAGAACAACGACGUUAAGACGAAUUCCCCGUUGGAAACGGAUUCUGUCAAUGUUAGAAAAGAUACGAGUCAAGCCGAAGAUCAUUCCUCGACAAAAUUGGAACAAGAGGAAACACCGACGACGAUCGCAGUUCAAAACGUUGAAGACGACAGUUCGUCUACGUCAGAAAAUCAUUCGAAUCCAACGGUGAUUUUAGACACCACGAUACAUGAAAUAUUAUCCAAAGACGAAUCUAUGGUGACGGUGACACCAACGAGUUUAUCCACGACGACAACGACGACAUUACCAACGACGUCGGAGAUCAAUGAACAAAAUACGACGGAAACGAUACUCGGUAAAAUUCUGAGAACGUCGACGACGACGAAGGUCUCCCAUAUGACCGAGAUUUGUUACAGAGGAAGAUGCGUGAUGACCAAACCAGAUCGUGAAAUUCGUUUGAGAUGAAAGAAGACGUAAAGGAUCUUUGAGAAAAUUAAUAAUAAACUUCGUUUUCGGUUCGACGUAGGUUUUUCAUUGCGAAGUUCAACGAAUGCAGAAACACCCUGUUUUACGAUGGAGGAUACAUUCGAUGAACAUCGCAAUUAAUGUUUCGUAUUUAUUUGAAAACGUAGAAAAGAAGCUUGCUCUCGUCGAGGCCGAAGCCAACUUUUCUCGGUUGCCGAAGAGAUAUAGAAACGACAAUGAAGAAAAACAUAAGCAACAAUAUAUAAAGCCGUAGAAUUUAUAAUAAUCUCAUGAAUGCGACUAAAUCUUUAAACGCGAAGAUAGAUGAAGAAUUUCGACGCGUCUAUCGACGAAUUUUGUGCUCGUGAAAUAUUUAACGACGAGCUGCCACCGAUAACGACAAAAAAGUAACAUGCAUCUUGUAAAAAUGUAUAAAGGAUUUAGUUUAUCGCAUUCGUCAGGAUCCUGCGAACGUCUCUGUAUUAAAUGUUUCCGUAUUUGACAGGACGAGAAUAUAUGAAAAAAGAAAAAAAGUGAAAAAAAACAAGAAAAGAACGUGUGGCAACCUUCAGCACGAUCAACCACUAAUUCCUGCGCACCGUUUUGUGUGCCGGAAAAUGUAUUUAAUUUAAUUAUUUACUACCCCUAUCGGUACGCGUUUAAGUUAAGUGUCUAAAUAUUUUAAUAAAAUACAAGAAAACACGUAAA